Messenger RNA from Schistosoma intercalatum, 434 nucleotides. NCBI's taxonomy places the organism in Eukaryota, Metazoa, Platyhelminthes, Trematoda, Strigeidida, Schistosomatidae. The record is from the annotation of a GenBank genome assembly.
CCGGUGUUGAAAUUAAUGAAGAAACUAAUUCACAAGUUUUAGCAAAUCGUCUAGCUUUAUUAUCAUUAUGGGCUAUUGGUCGAAUGGUAAAUGGUUAUGCAACUGGUCGUGAAGUAACAGAAGAUGGUUAUUUAAUGCGUGAAGGACCAGAUGUAAUGGAAGCAUUAAGUCGUUUAUUAACACCACAUUUAGCUAGAAAAAUUCUUGAAUUAAAUAUAUAUGAUUCAAGUCAAAUUGGUCGAUUAAGCAAUGGAAAUAAUGAUUCACAAAUUUUACAUGAUUUCUCUUUAGAUACAUCUAGAGGGAAGUAUUUACGUUCAUUAGCAAAAUUAUUAACUACAAAUUCUGUAACACCAUAUUUAAUAUGGGAUAAUCGUUGUAGAGCAGAAUUGGAAACGUUAAUUGAUCUACAAGUUGUUCGUUUAAUUAAAACU